Messenger RNA from Rubroshorea leprosula, 508 nucleotides. The record is from the annotation of a GenBank genome assembly. Lineage: Eukaryota; Viridiplantae; Streptophyta; Magnoliopsida; Malvales; Dipterocarpaceae.
AUGUGGAGAUUGAUAGGAAUAGCAUCGGGAUUAAGAGUGAUCUUAAUGAUGAUUUCAGUUUGAAUUUGUGGUGAAACGAUAAUUAAUUGUGGAUAUUUUGAUUAGGUUCUUGAUCGUUCUGUCAGUUAGUACGUGAAUUGAGUGCUCGGUUUUAUCCAAGUGAAGAAAUGAAACCGAGGACAGGGAAACCACGGAAAGUGACGAGUUAGAAGGUUAGCUAUUUCGAGAUUGAUUUAGAUUCUAGAGAUCAUGAUCUUGUAAGCUAAAGUGUAUUUGGAGAUUUAUGAUCGGAGAAAUCUUAUAAUUUGAUCUUCAGAUUUUGAUGGUAUCAGAUUGUGGUGUGAUAAGUUCCGAGUCUUGUGCAUUUGUGGGACCCGUCUCACGAGUGUACGGCGUCUGUCGCGUCUCGAAAUUGGGUUUUGAAGUGUAACAGUUGGUUUUAGAAAUAAUUGGUUAUCAAUUGGGCUCAAUAAAUGUAAUUGAUUACAAAUUAAGUAAUGGGAUAUGU